This is a messenger RNA of Anneissia japonica, 1756 nucleotides long. RefSeq lists its product as uncharacterized. The record is from RefSeq and is a predicted model, not a curated record. The transcript has 8 exons. NCBI's taxonomy places the organism in Eukaryota, Metazoa, Echinodermata, Crinoidea, Comatulida, Comatulidae. Bases 201 to 773 code for a protein of 190 amino acids.
UGAAUGCCGACUCAAAUGCCUCUACGAGUGUUUCUACUCCUGAAUUUGAAAAUUCAGAAAUAGGUGUUGUUUCAAGUAGUUCUUCUCUUGAAGCUGAGGUUGAAAGCAAGGAUCCAAGCCUUGAAAUUCCAAAUCAUGACCAAAAUGAGAAAAAUGGAACAGAAGUGUCCACAUCAAAUGUUAAUGUAGACGACCAACCAAUGGCCAGUAACAAAUCUAAUGUAUCCAAACGACCCCCAUCUGAUUCACCUGAUUCCCUGAGUACAUCACCGGCCAAAAAAAGCAAAAUAGAGGAAGCAUCAAAGCGACCCACAUCUGAUUCAUCACUUGAUUCACUGAGUACAUCUCCUGCCAAAAAAAGCAAAAUAGAGCUACCAAAGCGGCCUCCAUCUGAUUCACUGACUACAUCACCUGCUAAAGUGAGCAAACUAGAGGAUGAUACUGCAGUAUCAAGUACACUUAAACCAGGAAACUCACAGGAAAGUACCAGUGAUGCAUCAAAAUUGCAGAAUGGGUUAGAGGAUCUUGCCACAGAUGUCCAAACCACCUCUGAAGCUGAGAGGGUGACAGUACCAGCCCAACCAUCAGAUGCUACCAACAAUGGUUGUAAGUCCCCAGAACAAGUGUCUACCUCUCAUCAUUCUAGUCCUGAUAGACCAAAAGUUGAUAUUUCGAAGAGGGCACAAAGCAGAGAACUAAGUGAUAUUAUGUCCCCGGUUCCUCAACCAAUUCCUGUCGUUAAAAACUCUAUAAGACUCAACCUCUCCAAAUGAAAAUGCUAACAAAAUUCAAGUCAUGUUUCUUGUAAGUAGAAACAUGGAAGUGAGCUGUUUUUAAUCAGUGAUUAACAAUUAAAGGGUUAUAAAUUUGUAAUAUUUAUUGUACCAGGUGGGAGAUCACUUUGGUUUUUGAGGUGGGUUGAGGGCGCACUGACAUGGUAGCGCUAAAAAGGAGGUUAAAUCGUCAUUUAAUUUAAAGAGGAACCAUUAAAUUGACAGAUGACAAAAUUAUUGGUGAAUAUAUUUUGAUGUAAGCUAAUACACCAUGUGAAGUGCUGUCAUAUUUUUUAAAGACAAAGAUUUUUACUUUGUAAAGCUCUGUCCAGACUAUCAACUUUAAUUUGACAAAAACAUGUGACAUGCCUAAAUAUGGUCAUGAUGACAUCAUAUCUUGACCAUAUAUAGUAACACCAUGACUAUAUAUAAAACAUUUUUUUGUUUAAAGAAAAUGUAAAAAUUUGGACAGAGUUUUUCUUGGAUGCGAAAGUAAUUCCACAUGUUAUGUAUCAUAUUAGCAUAGGAGUUUUGCUAUAUCUAAAUAAAGAUACUAAAUUCGUUUUGGUUCUUGCUUCAUGUUGUUUAUGUGUUUAUGCAAUUUCUUUUUGAAACUGGAAGGAAGUGAAUAAUAAAUUCUGACGUUGUUUGUCCUAAGCAGAUGCUUGAUGAAUUUUAAAACAAGUAAAAACAUCCAGAUAUGUAAAAUGAAUAAAUGAUUUUAACUCAAACAUGUUCUACAAACAAUAACACCAUGUGUUCUUCAGUCUGUGUCCAGGCAAUUCUGUAUCAACUCAUGGAAUUUUGUCUGAAUUUUAAAUAUUUCUGAAACAAACAUUGAUAUUAACAUCAUUUUCAAUUCAAAAAUAGAAAAUUAUAUAUGUUGGCUUUAAGUUCAAUUAAAAAUGAUUUUUAUAUAAUAUAUGUAUACGAUUCAACUGUACAGUUACAUGGUAUUAAUGGGAAUUUGUAAAAAAAAAAAA